Molecule: messenger RNA, 369 nt
Organism: Penicillium canariense
Lineage: Eukaryota; Fungi; Ascomycota; Eurotiomycetes; Eurotiales; Aspergillaceae
Exons: 2
Coding region: 1-369 (122 amino acids)
Source: RefSeq, a predicted model, not a curated record
AUGUGGCCUUGCUCCUACGGCGGCGGGCGGCGAUUCGACAAAACCCCCGAAACACUCUGCGCCCAACUUCCCGCCUUUCACAGUCGCGCUGGACGGGGCAACCAGCCAGGCAUGGCUUGUGUCGUCGGGCGCCUGCUUUCCGUUGACAACUUUUUGGAAAUGCCGCAUGUGCCGUCGCAGGUGCCUGAAGAAGGCUCGUUCGUUGCGCGAUAUUUCGUCCAGGAUGCGCCCGAGAGUUUCGACGCGACCCCUGAAGCUCCUGCCGCUCCGAAAGUCUGGUUGACUCCAUACUUCAGCCCUGCCAAGGUGGGCGGCGACCCGAAACUCCCGAGAAGAGCGGCAACCCGAUCGGCAGACGACGCCGCAUGA